CUCUCUCUCUCUCUCUUUCUCCCUCCCCCCCCCUGCCUUUCCUUCCCCCUCUCCCGACGCACACCCCACGCAUACCCUUCAUGCCGGGCGGAGUGUCCCAUGUCUGGGCAGCACUCGACCAAGCGCCUCGAGAGGGAUGACAGCGUCUCGCAACCUCACCCGCAUGCGGCCGCCGAGGUGAAACGCCCUCGACUGGCCUCACCGAGUGGGGACUUCCACUCGACAUUCUCCCAUGCCGGCCCCGGCCGGGAAGAGCCCCCCAGAACCGGGGCCACAUCCAGCCCGGUAGGGGCUCCCUCCUCGGCGCCACGGUCGCUGGUUUCCUCGCCCUUGCUGUCGGAAAUGGCCGGCCCCGGUCCCGACCACUUGUCGAUGCAGUCCCAGCCCUUUGCUGGCCCCGUGCCCUUCCACCAAGGCCAGGACCCGGCGCCCAAGGGGGGCUCAUACAUUUCCGUCGACCCGACAUCAGACACCCGGGGCGACCAAUUCCAUGUGCCACACCAGCAACAGCAAUCACAGCCGCCAUCAUCAUCGGCCUCGGCCUCGGUGCACCACCCCCCUCUUCACGGGAUGCACUUCCACCCCGGCCACCAUCACUCCCAUCAGCAGCAGCAGCAGCAGCAGCCGCAGCAGCAGCCGCAGCAGCAACCACCGCCGUCGCCACAUGCCCCCCAUCCUCGACAGCAUCACCACCACCCCCACCACCACCACCACCACCACGCACACCACGGUCCACACCACCACCCUCCUCACUCCCACCACCAUGGGCCACACCAUGGGGCGCACUAUCGCCCGGGCUCGCUCCACGGCUCGCACCAUGGCCCGCACCAUGCAUCCCCGUCGGGUCCCGAGGCGAUGCUCCCCCCGGCCGAGUCCCCCGGCGGUGGGGCCUUGCAUGCCAAUCCCGGCGGGUACUCCCCCUACGUCGAUGCUUCGGGGUUCUCGCCUCAGCAGGGACAGCAUCUCCCAGGCCCAGGGCUGGGAUCCUUCUCCGGGGUCCCGGGUGCUGGAGGUGGCGGCGGGGCUGGCAGUGGCGGCGGCGGCGGCGGCGGCGGCACCGGCGGAGGGGGCUACACUCCGGGGUUCAGCCCCGGCGAUGCGCACUCUGGCCACUCCCUCGGGCCAGGGGCGGGUUUCCCGACGGCGGCCCCUGCCGCCAGUCCCCUGGGCCCGACGCCCCCUCCGCCGCCGCCGCCGCCCCUGCCGCCGGCGUCCCUGCUGGCCGCCCCUGGCUCUCCCCACAGUCGGCCCUUCUACCACUUGCCUUUGGAAACCGCGCGGCAGAAUCUCCGCCCGGUUCAGCUCGAUCCGCGGCACCCGUAUUACCAGCCUCCCUCGCCGGCGCCAGCAGUGACUCCCCCCCCGGCGCCGCCCCUCCCGCCACCCUCGCUGAUGGCCGCCCCUUCGGACCAUGAUCGGGUCUUCUACCAUCUACCAUUGGCGGCUGCGCGGCAAAACCUCCGCCCGGUGCAGCUCCAUCCCCAGCAUCCGUACUACCAGUCUCCGACGCCGAUGUCCCCCUCGCCGCAGCCGCAAAUGUCCCCCUCGCCGCAGCCGCAGUAUCACCAUUACCCGCCGGGCCUGCCGUCGUCCAUGGCGCACAUGGUCCAUCAGCCACCUCCAAUGGCCUCCAUGUCGGCCAUGCAGGGCUACCACCAUCAAUCCCCGGCCAUGCCACCUCCUCCGUCGCAUCACCCCCCCCAAAUGAUGCCCUCGCAGCCUCCGCAACAAGUCCUCCACCAUCCUCCCCAGUCACAGUACCACCAUCAGGCACAGGUGCCACCCCCGCACCAGCCGGCCCAGCCCCCCCAGCAGGCCAUAUAUCCGCCUCACUAUGGGCACCGUAUGCCGCCGCCGCCGCCGGGACUGCCGGGCCUGCCUGCCGGGCAUCACUCGCAUGCGCACCCGCCGCUGCCUCUACGGCAUCCGCCAUCCAGCGGCCAUCCCUUUCAGCCAGCCUCGACUCGAGCAUUCCCAUCCGCUCCGGAGCCAACCCAGCCGCCCUCCCAGCCGGUGUUGAUCUACUCGCAACAGCAGCAGCAGCAGCAGCAGCAGCAGCCACCAUCAGGCCAUGUGUACCACGCACAGCCGCAGCCGCAGCCGCAGCCGCAGCCGCAGCCGCAGCCACAACAACACCUGGCCAUGUAUUCGCAACAGCAUCGGCACCAUGGGCCGACGGCCACCAUGUCCCUGGAACCCGGGGGCCGGUACUCCGAUGAGCUGACGGAGUCGUCUCCGCCCACGGCGGCGGCUGCGGCGGCGGCUGCCCUGCUUCGCCUGCCAGCCAACAAGCACACCCCUCGACGUCGGCGCCCGGCCCACCAUGACGAGGAGGAUCUGGGGAUCGAGGAUGACGACGACGAGGUCGACACCUAUGAGGAUCUGCUGCAUGAUGACUCGGAUGUGGAUCCGGCCACGAGCGCCACCUCUGCUGCUGCUGCCCUGGCUCUGACUCCCCUUUUCCCCCAGGAGCGCCUGUACCCCAUCAACAACAUCAACCGCAUCAUGCGUCGGGUUCUCCCGAGCACGGUGCGCAUCUCGCUCGAGACCCGGGCCUUUGUCCAGGAGUGUGCCUCCGAGCUGGCUGCCUUUGUGGCCAGUGAGGCGGCCGACCGGGCACGCGCUGAUCGCCGCCGUACCAUGUCAGCCGAUGAUGCUCUCUGGGCCUUGACCAGUCUCGGCUUGGACUUCUAUGACAAGGCGGGCGAACUCUUCCUCCGACGCCUGCGUGAGUCUGACCGCGACUCUUGAAAGCAUGUGUCUCUGUCUUUCCUUCUUCUUUUUUUCCUUCUCUUCCUCUGUCUCUCUCUCUCUCUUUCGGCUCCCUUCCCUUCCGCCCAGGCCUAGCCUAGGUCCCGCUCCUACUUAUAGACUUUUCUCCCGGCUGGUCAUCCAUGGGUUCCUGUUGCACGGGAGCUCGCCUUUGGAUGACCCCAUGGGCAACUUCAAGGAGCGGCGGAAGGAGGGCCAGAGCUUCGCUCAUUGCUUUCCCUUUCUCCCUCCUCUUUUCCCCCUCCUCCAUCCGACACGACCCGCUCUUGGAUCAUCGCUGGUCGAUGUUUUGAGUGGCGUCAAUCUGCCUGAUGCAGGUGCUUUUGUAAAUGUAUAUUUAUUUAUCGACA
Messenger RNA from Fonticula alba, 3122 nucleotides. RefSeq lists its product as hypothetical. Gene Ontology annotation, cellular component: CCAAT-binding factor complex. Gene Ontology annotation, biological process: regulation of transcription by RNA polymerase II. Bases 100 to 2751 code for a protein of 883 amino acids. The record is from RefSeq and is a predicted model, not a curated record. The transcript has 3 exons. Gene Ontology annotation, molecular function: DNA-binding transcription activator activity, RNA polymerase II-specific; protein heterodimerization activity; RNA polymerase II cis-regulatory region sequence-specific DNA binding. NCBI's taxonomy places the organism in Eukaryota, Rotosphaerida, Fonticulaceae.